CCAGGGUUGACGAUUAAUUUCGUAUUUAAUUUAGGAAUUCCUAGGACCAAUUAGUAAGGUGGCAGUUAGUACUAAAUUAGGUCUUCCGCAGUUUCAGCAAGUAUAGUACGUGACUUGUUCACCAUUGGCACAUGCCUAGUUGUACUAAACUCACGCAUCUAAUCUUCAACACUGCUGCUGUCUCAUGAAGCUAAAUUGCUGUACAAGGUCGUUGUUGUCCCAAACUCCAUCGCCUUUGCGGUGAUUUGCCAAAUCGCUUUUGGGCCAAGCUCUCUGUCUGGCCACGCCGGUUGCAUGUCAUGUAACACAAAAGUAUGGAAACAUGGCUGGCCGGACACCGGCACCCGAAUCGGCCGUAGAGACCGUGGGCAAGACACCUUGAUCCUCCUCUGAGGGCGUGUGGCAAUCCAUAAGUACGUGACACGGGAAUGAAGCAAGUCCUCCCCUUGAGGCUCAUGCUUUCACACUUCUCAUCUGUACUUUCGGGCCGCAGAGACCUACCUGCUCGAGGGGCAUAACACGAUCAUUCUCGGGGCCUGUGAGCGGAACUCCUUCCAACAAACAUCCACAAGUACGGUUCCCCGGCAAUGCCUUUGAGGUCCCUUCUUGAGUUCUGAACACCAUCACUGAUUCGGGUUCCAGUCAUGCAUCCAUCACCUCUUUAUGCCGCGUUCGCUGCACUAUCCCUAUUCUCCAUGACAGCCCAAGCCGGCUGCACCAACGUCGGAGGGGGGCACGGCAACAACCCUCUCAAGUGCAAAUCGUACAGCGUCCCGAAAGAGAUCGGCCGGAGCGUCACCGUGGAGCACACGCUCACCCUCAGGAGGACGGAGGGGGACCAGUCCUCUUACUACACCGAGUGGUUCUGGUACGAUCUGAAGAACGAACAGACCUACAAGGUGAACUUUGCGGUCCAGUUCUGGAACCCACAGACAAACCAGAACGGCUGGAAAUCGUACACUUUGGAUCCCGGGGAGAAGUGCAACGUCAACUUCUACUCUACGCUUCAAAAUGUGAAGCUUACUUGCUGAUAGAGGAAGUGGGUGUGGCGUACAUUGGCUGUUCUGCUUUUGAGCGUGCAUUCGAUCGGUCCACCUGUGAUGGGUGGCUCGGGCAUAAAUAAUCAAACAGGUCAGGGAAUAGCAAAACAAAUGAUCGAAUUGCUCACGUUUUUCCGGCAUCGGAUAAGUGCGCGCCAUAAGAUUUGUUCAAGAAUCCGCAAUGGAAUGGCUCGUAUGGCUGUGGAUUUCCAUAGCCAUGGGAUCGCCCCAUGUUUGCCAUUCCUAGUUGGACCGUUUGCGGAUACAAAGCAUGUGAGAGACAGGCGGUCGGGGACCGAAAUCGUUCAAGUCAGGAUGACCGAGAGGAUUUCCCACUGCUUGUCGGUGACUUCUUCCACCUUCCGUUCCGUUCAACAUCAAGG
Colletotrichum destructivum is the source of this 1423-nucleotide messenger RNA. RefSeq lists its product as uncharacterized. Bases 645 to 1031 code for a protein of 128 amino acids. The transcript has 2 exons. NCBI's taxonomy places the organism in Eukaryota, Fungi, Ascomycota, Sordariomycetes, Glomerellales, Glomerellaceae. The record is from RefSeq and is a predicted model, not a curated record.